Schizosaccharomyces cryophilus OY26 is the source of this 2094-nucleotide messenger RNA. Its product is annotated as transcription factor TFIIF complex alpha subunit Tfg1. NCBI's taxonomy places the organism in Eukaryota, Fungi, Ascomycota, Schizosaccharomycetes, Schizosaccharomycetales, Schizosaccharomycetaceae. Bases 207 to 1814 code for a protein of 535 amino acids. The record is from RefSeq and is a predicted model, not a curated record. Gene Ontology annotation, cellular component: nucleus; transcription factor TFIIF complex. Gene Ontology annotation, biological process: transcription initiation at RNA polymerase II promoter; positive regulation of transcription elongation by RNA polymerase II. Gene Ontology annotation, molecular function: TFIIF-class transcription factor complex binding; DNA binding; RNA polymerase II general transcription initiation factor activity. The transcript is spliced from 3 exons.
GCAACAUCUUCAUCUUGAAUUUCUACAAAAUCUGAGGAUUUAGACUUUUUUCUUUUCUUUCCAGUGUCUUUUUUCAAAUAUUUCCUUGCAAUAUACUCUGCGUUCGACAUAGUUGUUUAGUGUAGAUAUAUCACACUUAUGCACAAUCCCUUUACCAUCUUCCAGUUCCUCAGGGAGAUCGUAGUUUAAGCUUUUCUUGUUACAAGAUGGAUAUUAAAGAUACGAAACCCUUCUCGAAUGUUAAGCAAGAACCUGCAGAUGUGAAAGAACCGAAAGUAGAAGAGAAACCUGCUCAAAAUACACCUCCCCCGCAAAACCAACAAAAGUUCCUAGAUUUUCAACUAUCUUGGUGCCCUAAGAAUGAAAGAAAAACUGUAAACCACCAUUUAUUAAAAUUUCAUUCCAAUAAAACCAUUGACCCUACGAAAACAUUUGUGCCACCCAUUAAGAUGCAAAGAAGAGAUCCCCAUGCCUCCUCUUCAUCAAACAACGAGCAGCAGUCUGCUGAACCUGGAAGCUCUGGCAAUGUAGACGUAUCUUCUAUUGCUCCUUAUGGUGGAGCUCAAAACAUGAAGCAAAACGCCUUUAAACGAAAGACCCGCCAAGUUGUCAAGGUGGAUCCACAAGUCCGCAGACUCCAAGAAGAAGAAUUAUCGCCUUGGAUAAUGGAGGAUUUUGAAGGAAAAAACACUUGGGUUAGCACUAUGGAAGGCGGUCAAUCCUCUGCCUAUGUCUUGUUUAUGUUUUCUGAGAAUGGAUUCAAGGUUAUUCCAGCCGAUCGUUUCUAUCGAUUCAAUCAGCGUAAUAAUUUUCAAACUCUCUCUAUUGAUGAAGCCGAGGCCAAGAUGAAUAAAAAGACUCCAAUUCCUCGAUGGUUUAUGAAAAAAGAUAAUGAGCAAGAAGGAUCUUCGGAGGGCACUGCUUCGCCUAUGUACCACCUCAAAACAGUUCCCAAUGCUCGUACCGUUUCUGGACCUAGGGCUACGGGAAGUGAUGAUGAAUUAGAUUUUGAUGAAGAGUUUGCAGACGACGAGGAAGCGCCGAUUAUGGAAGGCAAUGAGGAGGACAAUAAACAGUUGGAAGACAAGAUGAAAAAAGAAAUGCUUACUGCCAAUUUAUUUGGUGAAGCUGAAGAACCUAACGUUGAAGCGGAGCAAGAACGCCAGAUAUCUCAUGAAGGUAAAAAACUUCAACGUUAUCUCAAAUUACUUGAGAAAAAUCUGGCUUAUGAAAGUGACGAGGAAGAUGAGAACCCUUAUGCUUCACCCAACGAGGCUAGCAGCGAAGAAGAGGUACUUAAAGAAGAAGAAGAGUUACAGAAGCGUGAAGAAAAAGUUAAAUCUCGUUUUUCAGCUUCAAAAGCUACUACCCCCAAACCGUUGGGUACCCCUAGUACCAAUUUAAGUCCUCAACGUCCAGUCUCUCGACUCAGUUCGCCUUCUCAGUCUUUUGUACAAUCAAGGACUUCAGAGCCUAUCGUUAAAGGACCCGGAUAUCUUGUUUUACGAAUCUCAAGUGAAAAACUUUCCCGGUUUGCUUCUGACUUUCCUCCUCUUCGUCCUAAAAUAACUACUGCUCCCGCGUCUGAUGCAACUGUUGGAGCAGAGGGAGCAGCGAAUGUACCUACAGACGAUUCCAAUCUCAUAACUGAUGCCGAAGUCAUAGAAGCUCUCAGGAAUGGACCUAUCACUAUUAAAGAUUUGAUUCAUCUAUUUCAAGCCAAGUUUAAAGCAGACACCAGAAAUCGUACGGUCAUUCAGAAGGUUAUUCGAAAAGUUGCCAGAUUUGAAAACAAGUUGUUGGUUUUGAAAUAGAACUGAGAUAGUUCGUGUAAUGGCCUUGUGAUGCUAUUAUAAUGGUUGCAGAAAUCAGUCUUCGUCAAGAACACGUACAUUUUGUCGAAAAAGGAGAUAAAAAAAUACGUACAUUUUUGGUUGUUAGGAAAGGGACACUAAGUUAUGAGAGUAUGGAAUGAAAAGAAAUUAUUUAUAGGAAUGACCAAGAACACUUCAUUUACGAUAAAUAAUAAGUUUACGAAUUUACUGGUUUUGUAACGAUAUAUGACUGCAUAAUAAAAAUGAAUUAAGAUUACGU